ACGAGUUCUGUCCCUCUCGUGAUCGUUUCUCUCGCUCGAGCUGAGCUCCCUAUCCGCGAGCGGGAUUCCGUCUUUCUGGUGACUUGGGUCGACUCGGAGAGAAGCGAACAAAGGGUUUCCCCGAGAAAUUGCCUUUUUUGUUGAGUGCUUCCGGUGUAAGCGAUGGAUGUAGUCUGGAGCUUUUCUGCUUUCUUGUUCUCGAACCAAUUGUUAUCUGAUCGAUGGUUUUAGAGUCUACAGGGAUCUCAAACCGUCAGAGGAAGCGGGAGUUUCUUUUUGUGGUUAAAGAUUUCGAACAGUAUGCGGUGGCUGAGUUUCUCGGUUGAUGUUUAUCGGAAAGUUAUUUCCUUGAACUUGUAUUGUAGGGUUAUUCUGUAACGCAUUACCUUUCCCUCUGGUUCUCUUCAUCGACUGCCCUCCUCUCUUUUCUCCAAUCUUGUCCUCGAAACCCCUCUUUCCCUCAGAGCCAGCGAAACCGUGAAGAUUGCAAUUUGGCUGGCAUUUCUCCUACGUCUGGCCUCCUAGAAUAAUCUUAUUGGAAAUUGGAUUUCAUUUGGGUUCUGGGUGGACUGGUCCUGUUCCCGACGAAGAACAGUAGUAAUGGUGUGCCAAGCAGCAACACGAACAACAUUCCGAGCUUUGAAACACGAGAAUGGGAUUGCCGGUAGUACCACCAUAAUCGUUAGGGUCCUUGCUUGCUUCCAACCAUUGCAAGAUUGCCAGGCUGAAUACUUCCGCCACCUCCUGAAACCGGUCACGUAAAUUAGCUUCCUGUUAACAGUUCUCUUCAAUAAAGCUGGGAUUUCUUAUUUUUCUUCCUUUUUCUGGUAAACCCUGUUGUGGAGAUAUUAAUUGGCAUCUACUACUUGCCUAAGGUGAUUAAUUUAAACUUUGUUUUGAUGGGGAAGGAUAUUACUCCUCAUUUUGAUUCACAGCAUCCAUCUUGGCGAUUUAGUCAUAUGAACUCUGCUAGUAAUAUCCAACGGUUUGAUAUCGGGCCUCAGAACGACAAUUCAAUGUUGCUUCCUGCCUGUGUUAAUCCCUAUGGUUGUGUAUUCUCAGUGAAUGCUGCAAAACAAUUCCCUGGUGUCUGCACAAACAAAUCCCUUCAAAAGAUAUCAUCUUUGAUUCCUCCUUUGACCCCAUCUCAAAGGCCUCCUGAAUUUGAUGUGUUGGAGAAGAGGUACUUGGCCUUUGAUCAGUUAAGGGAUGGAAGGAGCUACAUCUUUAGCUCAUCAAGCAUCCCUUAUCCAUUCUUUAAUUCCGUGGACCUAGGUUUCGGUCUGCAAGGCAGCACAGACACCAAUGUUUCCAAUGGGCAUGGGGCGGAAGAGAUGCAUGAAGACACAGAGGAAAUCAAUGCACUGUUGUACUCGGAUUCUGAUGAGGAUCAUGAUGAUGAAGAGGCCAGCACUGGACACUCUCCUGUUGGGGUGACAGGGAGGAGUUUAUCUGAGGUAGCUAGCUCUAUGCUUCCGGCAAAGAGGAGGAGAGUUAACGCGGAUGAAUUCGAUGCAUCACUUGUAGAUACUGCAAGCUCGCAAGUUCUCCACUGCCCUGAUGUUCCUACAGAUCACAGGAACAAAGGGGAUGGUAUACACUCUGAGUCAAGCUGUGUGAAAGGAGGGGAUCACAAUCAGAACGGAGAUGAUGUGCGCAUCAAAAGAGCAAGAAUUCAGGAAACAGUUAGCAUAUUGAGAAGGAUUAUUCCUGGUGGAAAUGGGAAGGAUACAGCCACUGUCCUUGACGUGGCUAUCAGCUAUCUCAAGUCGCUUAAGCUGAAGGCCAAAACUUUGAAUGCUUCUCCUUAGCAGCUACUCCAGCAACAUCUAUAUAUAAAUAUAAAUAUAAAUAUAUAUAUAUAUAUAUAUAUAUAUAUAUAUAUAUAUAUAUAUAUAUAUAUAUAUAUAUAUAUAUAUAAACCCCCUUCUUCUAAGUGUCAUGGUCACAAAACAAAGGAAGAGGCCAGUGGGUUCUCUCCACACAGCUCCAAUGAUUGAAGGUGUGAAUCGGUACUCUAAAGUCACAGCUUUGGUAGAGUUUUGGCCUUUAAUGGUGGGGGAAGGAGGAUAUGAUGGUCCAAUAAAGCAUGGCUAUUCCUUUGGUAUUUAUGAGUUUGUAUGACGAUUCCAAAUUGAUGCAAAGAGGGUCCAAGAGUAGCUUCUUUUGACUGAAAGGGAAUGAUGGGAAUUCUUAGGAGUGCGCGUGUGUGAUGAAUCUAUAAAGGAAGGCUUGCACACGCCUGUUAUGUUGAGUGGUGAUUGCCACUUUAUCUGUCGUUGUUGGUUUCUUUAGACAAUGGCAGUGCAAAGAAGAAAGGAAAUGUAACCUGGCUAUUAUGUAUAUAACUUUAAUGAUUUCCUGGAGUAUUGUGGAGGUUAAAUUGCUUUUGUUGACAUGGGUGAGCAGGUUACUUCAUUAUUCGGCUUGUAUGGGGCCAUGCUGAAAUAUUUUGGAAGGAAGGGCAUUUGGUUGCAUGAUGAAUGGAUGAGGUUGUGGUCCAUUGAUUGGUUUCUUUCUUCACAAGUGGGAGUCACUGUCGUCAGGAAGCUCUCCGUUCAGCUUUGUGUCGAUUGCUAUGCGGCAAGUUUCUGGGUGCUUGUUCACAUCGACUUUGCGAAACUGUAAUCUGUUCUACAACUCUCGUUGCUGCUGCUGCUGCUUUGCCUUUGCUUUCAGUCUUUUCCCUUGUUGAUAUCGAUGCCAUUGUUUGUGGUCAUCAUAUUUGGCUUCAAGGAUGUUAGUGUAGGCAUCAGUUUGUGCUGUUAGGUUGGCCUGCCAUGGAUGUAAUAAAUGCUGUGGCCUUUAAUUGUAUCGAACAUGUUAUUAUGAUAUAUUGGAAUUUUGCCUUGUGAUUUUUA
Musa acuminata AAA Group (dessert banana) is the source of this 2861-nucleotide messenger RNA. RefSeq names its product transcription factor bHLH143. Gene Ontology annotation, molecular function: protein dimerization activity. The transcript has 4 exons. The record is from RefSeq and is a predicted model, not a curated record. The coding region runs from base 900 to 1811 and encodes 303 amino acids. Lineage: Eukaryota; Viridiplantae; Streptophyta; Magnoliopsida; Zingiberales; Musaceae.